Mycotypha africana is the source of this 2208-nucleotide messenger RNA. RefSeq names its product WD40-repeat-containing domain protein. Gene Ontology annotation, molecular function: protein binding. The record is from RefSeq and is a predicted model, not a curated record. The transcript has 2 exons. NCBI's taxonomy places the organism in Eukaryota, Fungi, Mucoromycota, Mucoromycetes, Mucorales, Mycotyphaceae. Bases 103 to 2112 code for a protein of 669 amino acids.
CAAAUACAUGUAUUCAGCAUAUAUAUAAAUAUUAUAUAGAAAGCCAAAAGCAAUUCUACUCUUCUACCUCUUUAUUAUCUUAUCAAAAGACAGUAUUACAAAAUGAAGCUUACCAAUGCAGCAACUUAUUGCUACAGACACAACCCAACCAUAAUGAGUUCAUGUGAUAUUAAAAAUAACGUGACCAUAACCCAGUUACAGAAUGACUUAAGUAGCUUUACCGACGAAAUCCAAUCUCAAAUAUCCAAUAUUUGGUCAUUUUACCAGCAAUCCGAUAAAAACCGACGUCUGAUUAUUCUCAAAGGCAUCUUAUCUCUCUCAUGCACUUCACAACUAUCUUACAUUGCUCACACCGUCGAACCUAUGGUUUGUGCUGACUUCACUGCCAUCUUUCCUGCCGAAAUCACCAAACAUAUUUUUAGUUUGUUGGAUGCUUCCACUCUUUGUUCAGCAGCCCAAGUAAGCAAACGGUGGUUUCAAUUAGCAGAAGAUGACGCCCUUUGGCACCAUAUGUGUGAACAGCAUAUCAAUAAGAAAUGCACCAAAUGUGGAUGGGCUUUGCCUCUUUUGUUACAGAAGCGAAAAAGAAUUUUAUCCGCGGCGCCAAGCGGUCAGCCACAGGAUAUUCAGCCGCAACAAUCUACCUUUACCAAUAAGCGAAGGAGAUGCGAUGAUAGCGAUAGUGAUGCUCAACUGAAUCCUACAACAAUAAAUUCGCCUUCCGUCAAGGACAUCAACCAUGCGAUCGUUACACCCACAGAUUUACCAGUAACACCGCCCCCUUCAAAACGCUUGCGUCUUUGGAAACAGAUUUAUCAAGAGCGUUUAAUUGUCGAGCGUAACUGGCGACGAAAAGAAAUGAAACUUAUUACGCGCAAUUUGAGCGUCAAGUCGAGCCAUAAUACACCCUUCCAUACUACCACUAAUAACAACAAUAAUACAUAUACCAGCGUUACCAAAUCAACCAUUAAUGCGUUUCAAUUCUGUGAAGCACAAAAUAUUUUGAUUACCACAGGCAUAGGUAACGAAGAUAACGUUAUUUACGUCUGGAAUUUGGAAACCAAUCAACUUGUACGCACCUUGAAAGGUCAUACGAGAACCAUUCGAACCCUUCAAUUUGAUGAUACAAAAUUAGUCACAGGCAGUAUGGACAAUACGAUACGUAUUUGGAACUAUCAUCAAAGACCCGAAGAGGAUACUAUCAAAGAUCCUUGUAUACGUAUUCUGCAUGGUAGUGCAAGAAUGGUUGAGGAAGAGCAUGGAAAUGAGCAGCAGCAGCAACAACACCAGUUUACUCAGGGAACAGUACAAGAUACUGGCAUAUCACAUUUACAUUUUCAAGGUCAUCUGUUAGCUGCUGCCGGUUGUCAUGAUAAGACGAUUCAAGUUUGGAACUUUGAAACAGGUGAAUGUUUUAGACUUAGCGGGCACACAAGUGGCGUUAAUCACGUCAGACUAUUACAGCGAAGCGAUGAAAGCUGUUCCCGCAACAAUAAUAACAACGGCAGUAAGAAAUACCAACUCUUGUCAGCUUCUCAAGACUCCACCAUUCGCCUUUGGGAUUUAGAGAAAGACAAUAGACAAUGUGUGCAUGUCUUUAAAGGACACGUAGGGCCUGUUGAAAUGGUCAUUCCUAGUGCGCCUGGAUCCACUGUACCACCUUCGUUACUGAACAAACGAAAUCCCAUAUCAACGGCUAAUAUCUUAAACUCACAACAACAAGCUAUGAGUGACACGGUCCUGUUCUCCAGCUCUCUAGAUAAUACCAUCAAAAUUUGGUCUUUGCUGACAGGUGAAUGCUUGCAAACAUUAUUCGGUCACGUCCAUCAAGGUAUUCAAACGCUGGCUUUUGAUAAAUUGUUGAGACGUCUUGUCUCCGGCUCCAAAGAUGGCUCUCUGAAACUAUGGGAUAUUGAAACUGGACUUCCCAUGUAUUCUCUUAUAGAAAUCGAUGGAAAACGCCAUGGUGAAUCGAUAAAUGCUGCUGCUAUUACAGGUGUGCAAAUUAGUGAUACUAGAAUUGUUAGCGCAGAUGAUGGAGGGCAGCUACGUAUCUGGGAUUUCAGCGCGGCAAUUCCUACACCUUCUAACAGUCCUGCGACUGUCAUAUAAUAUGUUUCAAUAUACCCUUUAUUGCUUCUUAUAAUCCAAGAUUGAUAUGGAACUCUGAUUUUUUAUGAAAUAAAGUUUACCCUGAACAGAAAAAGG